AUGGCCUGGAGAAACCUCCAAUUUUGGAUAGAGCCCACAGGACAUCAGCUCAACCCUCCGCGGCUGGAGGAAGACCACGACCACUCAUCACUCACUGCUCUGUCCAGACUGACCGUUCUGUCCAGACUCACUGCUCUGUCCAGACUGACCGCUCUGUCCAGACUGACCGUUCUGUCCAGACUCACUGCUCUGUCCAGACUGACCGCUCUGUCCAGACUGACCGCUCUGUCCAGACUGACCGCUCUGUCCAGACUGACCGCUCUGUCCAGACUGACCGCUCUGUCCAGACUCACUGCUCUGUCCAGACUCACUGCUCUGUCCAGACUGACCGCUCUGUCCAGACUCACUGCUCUGUCCAGACUGACCGCUCUGUCCAGACUGACCGCUCUGUCCAGACUGACCGUUCUGUCCAGACUGACCGCUCUGUCCAGACUGACCGCUCUGUCCAGACUGACCGCUCUGUCCAGACUGACCGCUCUGUCCAGACUCACUGCUCUGUCCAGACUCACUGCUCUGUCCAGACUGACCGCUCUGUCCAGACUCACUGCUCUGUCCAGACUGACCACUCUGUCCAGACUGACCACUCUGUCCAGACUGACCACUCUGUCCAGACUCACUGCUCUGUCCAGACUCACUGCUCUGUCCAGACUGACCACUCUGUCCAGACUGACCGCUCUGUCCAGACUCACUGCUCUGUCCAGACUCACUGCUCUGUCCAGACUCACUGCUCUGUCCAGACUCACUGCUCUAUUGACUUUGCUGAUUCCCAAAGGACAGAAAACAAACCAGCAGCACCACAGAGUCUUCUUCUUCUCUCCGAGCCAAAGCAAAGCGAUCAACCAUCCCUGA
Molecule: messenger RNA, 849 nt
Organism: Knipowitschia caucasica
Lineage: Eukaryota; Metazoa; Chordata; Actinopteri; Gobiiformes; Gobiidae
Source: the annotation of a GenBank genome assembly